Molecule: messenger RNA, 994 nt
Organism: Eptesicus fuscus (big brown bat)
Lineage: Eukaryota; Metazoa; Chordata; Mammalia; Chiroptera; Vespertilionidae
Gene: EGFL8
Product: EGF like domain multiple 8
Exons: 8
Coding region: 1-819 (272 amino acids)
Biological process (GO): anatomical structure development
Cellular component (GO): extracellular region; cell surface
Molecular function (GO): signaling receptor binding; calcium ion binding
Source: RefSeq, a predicted model, not a curated record
AUGGGGAAAGUGGGGUCAUUCAGAGCCUUGGACCAGGGGGUCUGCUCCAAGCAGACGCUGGUGGUCCCGCUCCGUUACAACGAGUCCUACAGCCAGCCCGUGUAUAAGCCCUACCUGACCCUGUGCCCGGGAAGGCGCCUCUGCAGCACCUACAGGACCACGUACCGCGUGGCAUGGCGGGAGGUGCGGAGGGAGGUGCGGCAGACGCACGCCGUGUGCUGCCAGGGAUGGAAGAAGCGGCAUCCGGGGGCGCUCGCCUGUGAGGAAGCCGUCUGCGCCAAACCCUGCCUGAACGGAGGCGCCUGCGUCCGGCCGGACCGGUGCGAGUGCGCCCCCGGCUGGGGUGGGAAGCACUGCCACGUGGACGUGGAUGAAUGCCGGACUAGCGUGGCCCUCUGCUCGCACCGUUGCCGGAACACGGCAGGCAGCUUCUCCUGCGGCUGCCCCCACGGCCUGGUGCUGGGCCCGGACGGGCGCACCUGCCUGGAGGGGUCCCCGGAGCCUCCGACCAGCGCCAGCGCCCUCAGCGUGGCGGUUCGGGAAGCGGAGCCGGAUGAGCGCGCCCUGAGGCGAGAGAUCCGUGAGCUGCGAGGGCGCCUCGAGCGGCUGGAGCAGUGGGCUGGGCAGGCCGGGGCCUGGGUCCGAGCGGUGCUGCCUGUGCCCCCCGAAGACCUGCGGCCGGAGCAGGUGGCAGAGCUGUGGGGCCGGGGCGACAGGAUAGAAUCUCUCAGCGACCAGGUGCUGCUGCUGGAGGAGAGGCUGGGCGCCUGCUCCUGUGAGGACAAUAGCCUGAGCCCAGGCCUCAAGGGGCGGCAAUGAGGACCCUCUGCAGAGCCCUGCCCCCAAUUUACACAGAAGCUGGACCCACUCAUCCUCUGGGACUCGCCAGCUGGGGACCUGCAGAUGAGGUCACCUGCCACUAAGGAGCGACGUCUUGGCCGACUCCCUCCGGGUGGGAACUGCUUCAACUUAACAAAGGCAGCUAGCGUCCAGA